CAUUAUUUGUCGCAUCCUCGAGCUUGCUGGACAUUCCUUUCCUUCAAUUCAUACCAUGCGGAACCUGGACGUGUGCAGGAAGAUAUAUUCACGAACAAGGUCAUCCGAACAAAAUGAUGCCCCAGUUUUGUUAGCAGCGCUGCAAAACGCACUUCACUUCACGUUCGCUGCUGCCGACGUAUCCCGUGACCCUGCCCAGUUGUGGUAUUGCGGCUCGUUUUUGCAAGGCGGUUCCUACUCACCAGGAGAUAUUGACUGGGUGGUGGACUACUUUGACUUCAUCCAUUCCAACGACCACGAAGCGGCAUAUGACAUCCUAUUGCUACUGGGUAGCAUAGGAGUGCGCUGCAGCCCCGCCAAACAACAUCUGUUCAUCGAGAGGCUCAUCGCCUGCAUGGACAGUAACAUGCCUCUCCACUUACGCCAUGUCGCUCUUCGCGCUGCUCAUAGUGGUCGAGAAGAAAUUACCUCGAUCGAUGCCAUUGAUGAUGCAAGGCUACAGGACAUGGUUUUGACCCAGCUCUCCCCCGCUAUUCUGUCCGUAGUUUGUCCGCACCCAGAUACAACGCCGGUUGAUGAAAAUUCCGACCGCUUUUUCGAUUAUUCCCGCGACUUGUACUAUCUCGAACUGGUCUGUGCCCUCGCGAAGAACUCCAAAUGGCAUCCCCAUUUGUCUGGGGAUCACCAUAUAGAUCGGUGCAUUAGCAUGAUUCCUUGGUACUGCCAAUCCGAAUACACCACCCAGCAUGCCUUUUACAUAUCUGGUAUCCUCCUCCAAAUCACACCUGAGCAGGCAUCGGAUACAUCACUUGAUUCUUUUACAGAGCAGCAGUGGUGGGACGUGAUGAGAUGCGCGUGGAACGAUCCUCCCUAUGACACUGGCAACACACGCUAUUUCGAGCUCCUUGUUCUUGUGGAUGGCACAAAGAAGUAUAUGCAGAAUGCUUCGAAAUCUGAUCUCGACCAGCUUGUUGGAAGUUUGGAUCGUGUUCUCGAAAGACUGGAGAGGGAUAUGGAAUGGAAGAGGCAACUACGGGAAUUGCAUGUGGAGACGGGACCAGAGACGCAGAGUUUAGAGCAGGCAGAGGGAACUGCUAUUGCUGCGAAGGAGUUGAGGACUGCGGCAAGCAACAUGCUAGAGAGCUUUGGUCAACAAUUAUCAGUAGCUAGCUAAUUAUUAUGACGCACAGUGUAUUAGGAGUCCUGGAAUCAGAGGAAGUCGUGUGACAGUGCAUGUACGGAAGCGCGAAGUAUCAAGACCUCAACAAAAUCGAUACUAAUCAUUAAUUA
Molecule: messenger RNA, 1290 nt
Organism: Suillus bovinus
Lineage: Eukaryota; Fungi; Basidiomycota; Agaricomycetes; Boletales; Suillaceae
Exons: 1
Source: RefSeq, a predicted model, not a curated record